Molecule: messenger RNA, 1569 nt
Organism: Naumovozyma dairenensis CBS 421
Lineage: Eukaryota; Fungi; Ascomycota; Saccharomycetes; Saccharomycetales; Saccharomycetaceae
Gene: RMD1
Product: Rmd1p
Exons: 1
Coding region: 1-1569 (522 amino acids)
Source: RefSeq, a predicted model, not a curated record
AUGAAAAAAGAUGACAAUAGAAACGAAGACGGUCAUUAUGCUACUACAGAUCUAGAACAGCCAGAAGAAGAACAAGAACAGUCGCUAUUAAAGAAGGAAGAUCCUUUAAUAUCAAGAUCGCAGAAAAGUACGAAUAAGUAUAUACCAUACAUGGAUGGUCCACCACGAAUAUCGUCAACAUUAUCGAGACAUAGUAAUUGUCGCAAUAAUAAUAAUGGGAGUAUGAAGGAUAGGAAUACGAAAAUGCGAUCUUAUCCCAAUAAUAAUAGUAAUAUGAUUAAGGGUGGUACGAGUAUGAAUAGGAUUGGAGCACAGCGAAGUUCCAGAACUAGUCAAAAACUGAAACUAUUACCAGAUGAACCAUUCUUAGAUUAUGAUAAUAGUGGUAAUCGCGCGAGUGGCAAUGAUGUUGGUGGUUACAUUACUGGAAUUGUUAAUAAUAAAACCGGUAGGAAUAGAGUAGGAGGGAAUGAAGAAGUUUAUUCACAAGUUAAUAAGAUUAUGGAUAAACCAGCGAGGAAAGAUGCUGAAAAAUUAGGUAAAGCUCACAGACAUUUGUUACCUAGAACCACAGGUUAUUGUACUGCUAGUAGUUAUAAUAUGAGAGAAUUAAUUCGUUGGUUAAGAGAUUUCUCGGGAGUUUAUCAUACUCAUCCUAAAUUAUUUGAUGAAUGUUUGUAUACACCGUUUGUUUAUAGUGAUUGGAAGAAGAAGAACAAGAAAAAGAACAAGAAGCAAACCGGUGUAAUACCUGAUGAAGGAUUUCAAGAUGAUGAAGGAUCUCAAGAUGAUGAAGGAUCUCAAGAUGAUGAAGAUCAUGGAGAUGUUAUUAGAUUAGAUGACGAAGGUGGAGAGAUUAGUGUUAGUGAUAAACGAUAUCCAGAUUUAUUUAUAUUUGAAUAUGGAGUGAUUGUUAUGUGGGGGUUUACAGAAAGGGAAGAGAAACGAUUUUUAAAUGAUCUUGAGAAAUUUGAAAAGGAGAAAUUAGCAGAGGAAGAUAUUCAAAUUGAAGAAUUCAAUUAUUAUGUUACAAAAAGUUAUCAACCUAGGAUUUAUAAUGAUUUCAUUACUUUGAGAGAUGGAUCUAAUUAUAUGACUAAAUUAUCUAUAUCACAUGCUAUAGCGCAAAGUGUUAAGAUAUCGCUUUUUGAAGAAUUAGUGGAUAAUACUAUUGAAGAUACUCAAGAUAUUCCGCAGGAGAUUGCAUCUAGUGGUAAAGUCUCUAUGACUAAAGAGGAAAUAAUGAAAAGUAUUGGGGAAUUAUUCAUAUUAAGGAUAAAUAUUAAUUUACAUGGAUCUGUUUUAGAUUCUCCAGAGAUUAUGUGGUCAGAACCACAAUUGGAGCCAAUUUAUCAAGCCACAAGAGGAUAUUUAGAGAUUAAUCAACGAGUGGCAUUAUUAAAUCAAAGAUUAGAAGUCAUAUCUGAUCUUUUACAAAUGUUGAAGGAACAAUUAGGACAUUCUCAUGAAGAAUAUUUAGAAUUUAUUGUCAUCUUUUUAGUUGCUGUGGAAGUUAUUAUAUCUUUGGUUAAUAUAGCGGUUGAUAUGUUUGCAAACAGCAAUAAGUGA